GAGAUAUUAAAAAAACAAGGAAUUUCGGUGUACGACUCAACACGAAGAAACCACUAGAGCGAUCCUCAAAACGUUGAUGAGCACGACAACUUUGGCGUUCCCUGACUAUGAGGCCGCCAUCAAUGGCUCCCGCCCGUUUCAGUUGUCGUCCGAUGCGUCUGUUCAUGGUUUCGGGGCCGUUCUGGAACAGCACCAGAAUGAUGGCACAAUGCGUCCUCUCGUAUGCGUCAGUCGAUCGACUCUUCCCAACGAACGCAACUGGGACACGACUGACCUAGAAAUGGGGGCGUUGGUUUGGACUGUAAAAAAGCUCCGAGUGACCAGUGGAAUCUGGCUGUCCGAUCUCGUCAACGCGGCGUCAGUACCGUCAGCCGGCUCCUCGCGGGGCCGGUCGUCGCGCCCGGCGUCCAGCCGCGCCGACGCCCGCUACUUGCUGUCACGGCACCUGAGGAGUCCCGUGAUCGUCCACCGAGGCCGCGCCGAGUCUCAGCUUCGACACCUGACGGGCCCCAAGAUCGUCCAUCGAGAUGGAGACGAGCCGCUGCCCCCCAUCGUUCCCCGUCGGCCGCCGCUCAGCGCCCAACCUUCGCUACCGACGCGCGCGUCGAGUCGACUUGGCGAUUCGGGGCGCGCUUGUGCGACAGGUCCGACCUCGAGUGGGCCGCCGAGCUAGCGCGAGACCCCCUGGCGUCUUACGUUUUCAAGUACGUGCGUGAUUUUGACUCUUUUAGUUUUCCCGAUGUGGGCGAUUCUAUUGGGGAUUGGGUACUAUCACUCUUAAAAGGAUUCAGAAGUUGGCGGGCAAAUGCACACUCAAUGCCUCGCUCCGAACCGGUAGGAGCCAAAGACGCCCACCACGUGCUGCUGAUAAAGAAACCAUCCGAAGCACGUAUGUCUCGCGCCCAACGACACAGCGGCGGUAAAUUCGAAAUACUUUUGGGGGAUGAACCGGUCCGAUUGUACGUUUCAUUACUUUUGCGGCCGUGGGCGCUAAAUGCGGUGCACACAGAAGGUUGUCAUUUAGGAGAGGACGUGACGCUGGCUUCCCUCGAGCGUUACUAUUCUUGGAUUGGCAUGAGUGACAGCGUGCGAUGGCUCAUUAAACACUGCAUCGUGUGUCAAGCCUCGAAAACGGCUCGCCGAAAACCUAGAUGGCCGUUGAUUUCGCUUCCCUUACCCUCUCGGCCGAGGGAAAUGGUGGCGUUUGAUAUUCUCGGCUCUCUGCCGACAACUAAACGCGUAAACAAAUACGUGUUGCUGGUCGUCGAUUUGCUUAGUAGGCAUGCCGAACCCUACGCUCUCUCUGCCGACGAGAAAACGGCUCAGGGGUGUGCCUCAAAGCUAGCCGACGAUUAUUGUACGCGUUGGGGAUGUCCGGUGUAUUUGUUGUCGGAUAGAGGUGGCGAGUUUACGGCGGCUGUUGCGCGUGAUGUGUACCGAUUGCUUGGGGCCAAGAAACGGUUUACCAGUUCAUUCCACCCUCAAACCAACGGGUGCGUCGAAAGAUUGAACCAUACGGUCUGCCGGGUGUUGUCUCAUGUGAUUAGCGCCCAGCAAACCGAUUGGGACGACCAUCUCUUGCCUUGUGUGUACGCCCACAACAAUCACGUGAGUAAGGCUACCGGUCUUGCGCCCUUGGAAGUACAUAUUGGCCAGUAUCCUCGUUUACCGGUGACGGUUUUUGGGUCACAGAAGGUGAUUUCUGGUAUGCGGUCGAAAAAGCGGGAUGAUCUAGAAUACGUCCAGCUUAUGAAAGACCGGCAAGCGAAAGCCUACGAGCUAGUGGUUGAAGAGACAGGCUCACGAAAGAAAAACACCGAGCACGCGACGACCAUCUAGACAACCUCAUAACGAAGCGGCCGAUUUUCCACGCGGGCACGUUGGUGUGGUGCUACGAUCCACAGCACACCCUCCGUACAGCGAAUGAUGACAAAACAGCUUCUGCCAAUAGGAUUAAAGCGAAACUCGCUCACCUGUGGACAGGACCGUUUAAAGCGCUUGCUGUAGGGCCCUGUCGCUUUAACGACAUGGAAGUUGGGUCCAAGUUGCUGUAUCUGGAUUUACCGCACGACACACAGGCCAAAUCCAACCGUGUCUCAGUGUUGCGGUGUAAGCGUUGCCAUCGUGCGGACGAACCCGAGGAAAUCCACGACUUUUUACCUUGGAAAAAUUGUUCGUACGUCCUGCAAAAAUUUGCGGACAUGACGCCUCCUUUCUACCUCACCGCGGAUGACGUGUAAAAAGAGCUUGACGUACAGCGUGCACAGCCGGCCGCUAUCACCGGUCACCGUAUCAGUAGAGGUCCAGGGGUUCCAUCGCGGUACAACACGAAACGCGUUGGCGCGGACACCGCCAACCCACUUGGGAAUCUGAAGCAAACAUCCAGCAGUAUGGUGACUUUGUCGUGAAGUAUUGGGUGGGCAGUGCAGUGCGUCAAGUAGGAGCCGACAAUAAAGUGCACCGUGACUACAAUGAGCUUGCCGCGCACCGCGCGCAAGCUCGCUCCCGUAAUUCCCUUUAUGUGCCACCAGGGUACGCGUUACUGGCGACGUGGGAGCGUGGGCCGGCCUUGCUGUCAGCGGAGAUGAAAGGAGCGCAUGUUUACGUGCGGACGAAGCAGGAGGGCUGGCAGCUGGGAGUGGUACAUCAGGUUUCGAGGGCGCGGGAGGAGGACCUGCCGUACAACGUCAAUUUCGUCGACCUCGAGCGGCGUUUCAACGUGUCGUUGUCGCCGACGAAAUAUUGUUUUGCGGUGGAUGGUCCGCCUGGAUCGUGGUGCUUCCUUGUGCACGUACGAUCCGGGAGCGUCCGGCGGAACGGGACCUGACGGGUGCGCUGUGG
Molecule: messenger RNA, 2841 nt
Organism: Ectocarpus sp. CCAP 1310/34
Lineage: Eukaryota; Phaeophyceae; Ectocarpales; Ectocarpaceae
Source: the annotation of a GenBank genome assembly